This is a messenger RNA of Rhea pennata, 3024 nucleotides long. RefSeq names its product protein phosphatase 2 regulatory subunit B''beta (gene PPP2R3B). Gene Ontology annotation, cellular component: protein phosphatase type 2A complex. Gene Ontology annotation, biological process: protein dephosphorylation. Bases 185 to 1930 code for a protein of 581 amino acids. Gene Ontology annotation, molecular function: protein phosphatase regulator activity; calcium ion binding. The record is from RefSeq and is a predicted model, not a curated record. The transcript has 14 exons. NCBI's taxonomy places the organism in Eukaryota, Metazoa, Chordata, Aves, Rheiformes, Rheidae.
CGCGGCGCGCGGGGCGGGCCGGAAGCAGGUGCGGAUUUGAAGGUAGCGGCGGGAGGAGCUGGCGUGUGCGCGGGCGCGACAGGAACCGUGACUUCUGUGACAACUCAAAAGGCAAAAGGAAUAAUUAGAUGAUUUUCAAACCUUUAUUUUGAAUUCGAUCUGACAAAAAGGUAAACUUUGGAAAAUGCCAGCUGGGAAAGUUCUGCAACCUGUACUGAAAAUGAAGGUGGAUGAACUCUUUUUGUGUUGGCUAAGUCAACCUGCAACUCAGCUGGCACUAAAGGACUGCUUGAGAAGUGUCAAGAAUGAGGAGAAAACUGAGAUUGCUAAUGGAGAGUCAGGAAACAGUAAAAAUGAGAGAUUCUCUACUAAAAAUUCCAACCCCAAGCAAAGCAUCUUAGGAGAUACCAGGUUACCUUUGAUGUCUUUCAAUCCUCCUCAUCUUUCUACAGCUCUUCCAUUGGCAACUUCAACCAGUCCAAGGAAUAUCUCUCACAUUAGAGGAAUACGUAGAUCUUCAGGGACUAGAGUUGUUCAGACAAAGAAGGAAGAACCUUUGCCACCAUCACUUAGUCAAACCAUUCCAGCUUUCUAUUUCCCUCGAGGUUGCCCUAAGGAAAAAGUGAAUAUAGAUGCUGUGAUCACCAAAAUUGAGAGAACUUUCUCUCAGUUUCCAAAUGAGAGGGCAACUUUAGAAGAUAUGGGGAAAGUUGCAAAGGCUUGUGAAUGCCCGCUUUACUGGAAAGGUCCAUUGUUUUAUUGUGCUGGAGGUGAACGAACAGGAUAUGUGUCAGUUCAUAAAUUCGUUGCAAUGUGGCGGAAAAUACUUCAGACCUGCUAUGAUGAUGCUGCAAAAUUUGUUCAUCUUUUAAUGAACCCUGGAUGUAACUACUUGGUGCAGGAAGACUUCAUUCCUUUUUUACAAGAUGUGGUGAAUAGUCAUCCUGGCUUAUCAUUUUUGAAAGAAGCAUCUGAAUUUCAUUCUCGGUACAUUACCACAGUUAUACAGAGAAUAUUUUAUACAGUAAAUAGGUCCUGGUCUGGGAAAAUAACAUGUAACGAGCUCAGGAAAAGCAACUUUUUGCAGAAUGUGGCAUUGUUAGAAGAGGAAGCUGAUAUUAACCAGCUGACAGACUACUUCUCAUAUGAACAUUUCUACGUAAUCUAUUGCAAAUUUUGGGAGCUGGAUACAGAUCAUGACCUCUUUAUUGAUCGUAAGGAUUUAGCUCGGCACAAUGAUCAUGCAAUAUCAAAUAGGAUGAUAGAGAGGAUCUUCUCAGGAGCAGUAACAAGAGGUAGAAAAGCACAAAAAGAUGGAAAAAUUAGCUACGCUGAUUUUGUCUGGUUUUUGAUAUCUGAAGAGGACAAAAAGACUCCGACGAGCAUUGAAUACUGGUUUCGCUGCAUGGAUCUUGAUGGGGAUGGUGCUUUGUCUAUGUAUGAACUGGAGUAUUUUUAUGAAGAACAAUGUCAAAAAUUAGAUAACAUGGCCAUAGAACCUUUGCCAUUUGAGGACUGUUUGUGCCAGAUGCUGGAUCUUGUGAAGCCACAAAAUGAAGGAAAAAUUACUCUGCAUGAUUUAAAGAAGUGUAAGUUGACAAAUGUGUUUUUUGAUACUUUUUUCAACAUUGAAAAAUAUCUCGACCAUGAACAGAAGGAUCAAUUUUCUGUGUUGCGGGAUGGUGAAGGUGAAAGCCAAGAGAUCUCUGACUGGGAGAAGUAUGCUGCUGAAGAGUACGAUAUCUUGGUAGCAGAAGAGGCAGCAAGUGACCAGUGGAAUGAUGGCUAUGAAGCAGACCUGAAUCCUGUAGACCAUCAGAAGGCCAAUGUUCUAAAGUGUCAAAUGGAAAAAAGACCAUUUUUUGAAAUGCCUUCCCAUCUGGCUGAUGUAGACUUGGAUGAAUAUGACUAUGAAGAGGACUUUGAGUAGUGAUUAUAGUCAACACUUGCAGAAGAAAAGGGAAAGUCUGCAGCAGGUCUGCUAAACACCUAUAUGUUUCAAUGGGUUGUUUCCAGGAAGUCAGCCAAGUUUUCUGCUGAAAAUAUUUAAUCACUAGACUACCUUUUAAAGAAAGUAAGUGCAUUUGUAUGGAAUGAUGAAACUUUUUGUAUUUAUUCAAUAGUCUAUAGUUUGUAAAAAAAAAAAAAUAAAAUAAAAAUAAAUAAAUAAAAAUAAGUAAAAUAAAUAAAUAAAAAUAAAUAAAUAAAGUAUUUAUUUAUAGAUGUUGCAUAAUUUCUUGGAAGAAUAACAAUAUUUGACUGUAGAGAAAUGUACUGUUUUUAAGAGAUGACUGCAUAACUCUAAGUUGAUGUGUGGUGCACUGACCAUCUUCAUCCCAAAUGUAAAUAGAUGUCCCUGCCCUGGUAUGGGAAACAAGGAGACGAUUUAUACAUGACCUGCAAUGCUUAUGCUUGUGACAGUUUCUAGGGGUGUGUUUUGCCUUGACAAGGAAGAGAGAUUACUGUGAGUGCAUGACUCGGCUCUUAUUUACGAACACCGUUUCAUUUGACAAGCUGAGUGUAUUAGUGCACAUGAAAAACUAAUGGCUGAAAAAAGUUGCUCCUCUUUUCUGUGUAGUCCUUGUUUGCCCUACUUUUAACUUUGCUUGCUCUUUUAAACUUAAGUCUUUUCAUUGAUGUUCAUUAUAAAAAGAUUAUUUAAUAAUGAAGUCUGUUUUAGUGUUCAUACUUGAUCCAAAAUGAGUGUUUUAAUUCAUGUAGAAGGAACCAAUUUUUUUUUAAGUAAGUCCUUUGUAUAAAUGUUACUUGAUCAGUGAUGUGCACUAACUUGUUGUGGGCAUUCAGCGCUUUUGUCUGUCCCCUGCCUUCAGUUGUUUGCUAUUGACACAUUCCAUGGAUAUUCAAACAGUGUCACAGCAGCUUGAAAUUGUUGCCUCACUUUACUGUUAAACAGAUUUUGUUGAAAAAUGUAUAAAAAGAUGUAAGUUAUUUUUGGUUGCAGUGUAGAUCUCAAAUGUUUAAAAAUCAUGUUUGUAUUUUCAAAUAAAGAUUUUCAUACAUGUA